This is a messenger RNA of Closterium sp. NIES-67, 2209 nucleotides long. The record is from the annotation of a GenBank genome assembly. NCBI's taxonomy places the organism in Eukaryota, Viridiplantae, Streptophyta, Zygnematophyceae, Desmidiales, Closteriaceae.
GAAAUGAAAUUCCGAGACCAGCCUGGAAUCUGAUCAUCUCUAGGCUCCUUUUUGAAAGGCCGUUGCAUUUCUAGUUCGCCUUGCAGUCAGGGGACAACAGAUCACGGCAGAACGGGUCUUAGAUUCUAGAACCCUGCUAGUAGUCUUAGAUCGUGUUAUUUCUUCAGCGUACGGGGCCUGGACGAGGGACCGUGUACCAUGGCGAGGUCAGCGCUUCUUGCGCUCCUGGCGCUCGUGCUCGUCACAACCCAGUCAUGCCUUGCCAUCGAGUUUUUCGAGUCCUUCGACGAGGAUUAUGCUGGUCGCUGGGUCGUCUCUAGCAGCGCAGACUACACAGGCAAAUGGAAGUGGGCUCCUGGCGAAGCGUCGGGCGAUUACGGCCUGCUGGUAACCGAGAAGGCGAAGAAGUACGGCAUCGCAGCAGAACUUCCCGAGCCCGUGGACCCGAAGGCGGACACCCUGGUGCUGCAGUACGAAGUUCGCCUGCAGAACAACCUCGAAUGCGGCGGCGCGUAUCUCAAGUUCCUCAUGCCACAGGAGGCCGGCUGGACCCCCAGCCAGUUCAAGGACGACUCACCCUACUCGAUCAUGUUCGGACCCGACAAGUGCGGCUCGACGAAUAAAGUGCACUUUAUUUUCCGCCACAAGUCACCCAAGACGGGCGAGUACGUGGAGCACCACAUGAAGCAGCCGGCCUCGCCGCUGACGUACGACAAGCUGUCGCACGUGUACACGGCGGUGGUGUACCCGAACAACACGGUGCACAUCCUCAUCGACGGCGAGAAGAAGGCGGAGGGCGAUCUGCUUUCUGGAAAGGAUUUCCAGCCGCCCGUGCUGCUGCCCAAGACGAUUCCAGACCCCGAGGAUAAGAAGCCCGACGACUGGGACGAGCGGCCCAAGAUCAAGGACCCCCAGGCGACCAAGCCGGACGACUGGGACGAGGACGCCCCCCGCGAGAUCCCCGACGAAGACGCUACCAAGCCCGACGGGUGGCUGGACGACGAGCCCGAGGAGGUGGACGACCCCGAGGCGAAGAAGCCGGACGAUUGGGACGAGGAGGAGGACGGCGAGUGGGAGCCGCCCAAGGCGCCCAACCCCAAGUGCGAGGAGGCGCCCGGGUGCGGCGAGUGGAAGCGACCCAUGAAGCGCAAUCCCGCGUACAAGGGCAAGUGGACUGCGCCGCUCAUCGACAACCCCGCGUACAAGGGCGUGUGGAAGGCCCGCGACAUCCCCAACCCGGACUACUUCCACCUCGACCGCCCGCACCUGGAGAGCGUGGCCGCUGUUGGCAUCGAGAUCUGGACCAUGUCGGACGGCAUUCUCUUUGACGACGUCCUCGUUACAAGCGACCCCGCUGUGGCGGAGAAGUACAGGCGGGAGAAGUGGGCGCCCAAGUUCGCCAAGGAGAAGGCGGCGGAGCAGGCGAAGCGGGAGGCGGAGGACGCGAAGCUGAAGAAGGAGUCCGCUGGGAAGGGCGGCUGGGAGGGCAAGCUCAUUGAGACGCUACACAAGGUCGCAGACGCCCCUGCUCUCACGGCUGUGCGCCCACAGCUCAAGGCCAUUCUGGUGGAAGCAGCCAAGUACCCGUACGCCACCGUGGGCAUCCUCAUCCUCAUCCCGCUCGUGCCCUUCCUGCUGCUCGUCACCGUGCUGCUCUCCUCGCCCAAGCGGCCCUCAGACCAGGUGUCACUCGAGAGGGCCAAGAAGGAGGACAUCUCUGCACCUGAUGAUGCUCCCGAGGAGAGCAAGGAAGAGGCCAAGGACGAGGGUGAGGUCGAGUCAAAGGAUGAGCCUGCCAAGGGCACAGCUGAGGAGGCAGCAGAGCCGGCUACCGAGGAGGAGCCUGCCAAGCCUGCAGCCUCGGAAGCCAUACCUGCAGCCUCGGAAGCCCAGCCUGCAGGUGUGGAGGAUGAGGUGAAGGAGGAGGCUGAGACUAAGGUCAGGAGACGCACGCGCAGGGAUUGAUUGAAGAUGACAGGAGGUUAGCUGUACCUCACCUGCUGUGAAAGGUCCUUGUUACGGUAAUCUGUUUCACAUGCUCCCUGCCUGCACUGUGCUGCAGCAUAGGUAGGUGGUAAAACUGUACUGCCAUUGUUUUGCCAUGACUGUUGCAUAUCUUGUGGUGAUAUAGUAGCCCUGUAGGGUUCAAACCUUCAGCCUUUGUUCAGACACGUUGAAAUCUUAUGGCAUUAUUAGCCCGUAGAGUCCA